AUGUUUGUGUGUAAGGUGACUCUGGGUCUGCUGCUGGCCUUGCUGCUGGUUUGCUGUAUUCAAGCUGAGGACAUGUGUGUGUUUGUCUGUUCAGCUUCUGAAUUAUCUGUUGGAGAUCUGCUAGAGAGAGCAAACAGAGGCAUUGUUCGUGAUGCUAGUGAGCCAAAAGUUGUAGGAGAUAUUGCUGUGGAUGAUGAACAUGAUGAGAGGAACGCUGAUCCCUGCACUUCAAGUGGCUGCAUGUGGCCGAAAUCCAGUGAUGGCAAAGUCUAUGUGCCUUAUGUCAUUGCCAACCACUUCACUUCUAGUGAGCUGCAGGUCAUCCAGCGAGGUCUGGAUUCCUUCUCUUCUGUUACAUGCAUUCGUUUUAUUCGACGCUCUAACCAGAGGGAUUACAUCAGUAUUGAGUCUCGCAGUGGAUGUUAUUCCUACGUUGGACGUCGUGGGUACAGCCAAACUGUGUCUCUCGACCGAAAUGGUUGUAUUUAUCAUAACACAGUUCAGCAUGAGCUUCUUCAUGCUCUGGGGUUCAACCAUGAACAGUGUCGCAAUGACCGAGACAAUCACAUCCGUGUUGUGUGGGAGAACAUCAUUGAUAGCUAUAAAUAUGCCUUUGACAAGAUCGCCACUCUGAACCAGGGAACUCCUUAUGACUACAACUCAGUCAUGCAGUACCACAGAACUGCUUUCUCUAAGAAUGGCCAAGCCACCAUGGUCCCCAUCCCCAACAGCAAUGUUGCCUUUGGCCAGGCCACUCAGAUGAGCCAAAAUGACAUCAAACGAGUGAAUAAUCUCUACAGAUGCUAAGAACUUCAUUCAAUCACAAGCAGAGUGUUUAUGACCAAUAUACAAAAAUCUCUUCCUGACAACAUUUUACUCUUUUGUCUGUGUAAUUAACAGAAUGUAUAUACCCACAGAAAUAUUAAAAAGCUGUGUCAUACACACACACACACACACACACACACAAAAUAUUCUUAUAGCACGGUCAUCUUCAGAAUAAUUACCUUGUUAAAUAUGGGUGAUGGUCUUUGUCAUUAAUUUUCUGUAAUUGUAACUGAAAUUCUGAGAUAAAUGUGAUCUUCAAUUCAAGUAAAUUCACAUAACAAAAUGCAUUCUCAGAAAAUAAAGGCUAGAUGUCACUAUUA
Molecule: messenger RNA, 1145 nt
Organism: Tachysurus vachellii
Lineage: Eukaryota; Metazoa; Chordata; Actinopteri; Siluriformes; Bagridae
Product: low choriolytic enzyme-like
Exons: 8
Coding region: 1-807 (268 amino acids)
Biological process (GO): proteolysis
Molecular function (GO): zinc ion binding; metalloendopeptidase activity
Source: RefSeq, a predicted model, not a curated record